Molecule: messenger RNA, 1951 nt
Organism: Canariomyces notabilis
Lineage: Eukaryota; Fungi; Ascomycota; Sordariomycetes; Sordariales; Chaetomiaceae
Exons: 2
Coding region: 127-1827 (566 amino acids)
Source: RefSeq, a predicted model, not a curated record
UCGUUCAACAGAAAGUCCAUUCCCACUUGACAAAGCUCAUUCCACCCUUGCAUCUGGUUCAUUGCCAUUCUACAGACUUAUCGCCAAUUUCGCAGUCUCCCACGAACACUAGACUCAUGCUAUGCCAUGGCACACUCAUCGCCGGGACAGCUUAGGGCCUCCGAUGCUACCGACGGAGCAGCUGCUACACGCAGUGUCGGCGAGUUUGCUGCGAGUGGAGUGGACCAAGGUCACGGCGAUCCAGGUACCUCGUUCGACGCGCAAGAACCGAUAGUCUCUGAUGAGCCACUGUCAAGAGUCUCUGGCUCUGGUCAAGGGGCUGUCGAUUCUGGUGUAUUCGACUCUGCAAUGCCGUUGAAGCGACCGAUGAUUAGACCGCCCCCUGACCUGGACAAGGGUUAUGAAUUCGGCCCCGCGAGGCCACUGGCCCCUGAUCAAUUCACGAAGCGCCUCAUCAAACCCACGCUACUUCACGAUGACCAGCCUCGCCAGCCGCACGAAUCCGCUCUUCGCCUGGGCGGGCGAGAUGAUAGGCCCCGGUCUUAUUUCCCUGUCGCGGAUACGCGGUUAACAGAACCUGUCAGAGAUGCGCUUACAUCCACAUCCCCGGGCGAGAUGCGCUUGCAACCCCCGGGAGGUCAGCAUCGUGAGGAAGCUAGUAACGGCAUCACCCGCGAAAUGGCUGCAUCGAAAUUCUUUGGGACGCUUACGACGCCUCCUUUUCUAGACACUCCUCCCAAGCGUGCAGAAAGGAAGCACGCUCAGAGUGAAAACACGCCCCCGGAAACGAGACGUCCAGUCUCUUCAGGCGACGAGACACUCAGGGUUCAAAAUCUCGGUUUACCAGCCGUUGGAACCGAUGAGCACGGAAGUAGCUCACGCUCUCGUCAGCCAGAGACAACUGAGAAGGAUUAUUCGCCUCACACUCGCCUGCAUCGUCAAUAUCCCCAAUAUGAUCCCCAACGCUAUCAUGGGGGACAGCAGAAAGAGACGGAGGAUCUCGAAGGUCGCCAUGCUCCACUGCCAUCCAUCGCUGGCUCCAGUACCUCAGGAGGGAAAGCUACCCAUCAGGGAAGAGAUCACAUGGCAAACAGGCCAUUAAGGGACGUGUCACAGGGGAGAGUCACCAAACCAGCUCCACAGCAGCGAUCAGGUUCACGGAGCUCUAACGUCUCAAGACGGCGGUUCGCCCGCGAUCUGAGCAUACAAGCUGCCCGCGAUGUCGAUCGUGUGGAAGGGUCCAGGGCAGGUUCCAUGAUAUCGAAUCCGAUUCCGUCGGAACGUAGAGUCGAAAUCAGUCGCGAAUUUGCCGAGGGCUUAGCUGGAAUGAUCAACCAAUUCACCUGCCGGCAAAACUCAGCUUUAGAAGAGCAGAAAGCAAUGUAUAACAAGUAUAUCAAACGACUCAAGCGAGAUCUUGCCGAGGAGUCCAAAGUCACUGCCUCGCAGAAGGCGGAGAUUCACUCUCACACCAAGAAGAUCAAGCAUCUGCAGGCUUCGGAAGAACGCCUCACGGACCAAAUCCGGGACAUGGAAGUCAAGUUGGCUGCCUCUGAGGAUCGAGCGCGGAGGCUCGAAGAGAAGUAUGAGAUUUGUAGAACGCACCUCAACGCUGCCAUUCAAGAGCAGCAGGAUUUGUAUACCCGCUCAAAAAAGCAGUGGCAAGAGGCGGUUGAGAAAGUGCGGGCGGCUGGCAAAGCUCAAGUUUCUGAGGCUGAGAUGGUAAUCCGGAAGGCAGAAGUGAUCAGGGAGCAGAUGAUGGAGAAGGUCCGUCAGGUCGUCUCCCAGAACAAGAAUGAGUCGUCAGAACGCAGCUUGAUUCCUUGACACAACAGAUCCAAGGAAAAGAGGCCGAGCUAGAAAGAGAAAGACAGUCGGUCAAGGCCUUGACGGAACAAGUACGGAGUCUUCAAACUACCUCUAAUGAAUUUGAGGUUCUUGCCGAGCAUAG